Molecule: messenger RNA, 180 nt
Organism: Fusarium sp. VM40
Lineage: Eukaryota; Fungi; Ascomycota; Sordariomycetes; Hypocreales; Nectriaceae
Source: the annotation of a GenBank genome assembly
AUGCCCGUCCCUUUUGAGGCUCUUCUUCCCUAUGCCAUCAUGAUUGGUAUGUUCGGUAUCUCUGGUACCGGUCUUGCCGUCGUGAAGACUUGGCAAAACGAGGGCAAGCGACCUCGUUACUCCGUAGACCAGUGGGAUAGACAAAGUACGACCUUCGAGAACAACUAUUCCUACGAAUGA